Arachis ipaensis is the source of this 2122-nucleotide messenger RNA. Its product is annotated as putative galacturonosyltransferase-like 4. The record is from RefSeq and is a predicted model, not a curated record. Lineage: Eukaryota; Viridiplantae; Streptophyta; Magnoliopsida; Fabales; Fabaceae. Gene Ontology annotation, cellular component: Golgi apparatus. Gene Ontology annotation, molecular function: glycosyltransferase activity.
AGGAAAAGUAACAAUUAAUAUUUAAAGAAUUGGAAUGAAAAUCAUACCUUAAAAAAAAGAGAGAGAGAGAGAGAGAGUAACAACUAACAAGUAAUAUAUUUAUUAAGAGAAUACUAAAAACCAUUUCUCAUUAACAAGAAAAACAACCAUUUGGAGCUAAUAACCCAAAAUUUGAGCGGUAGGGACAUAAAUCCUUAGCCAAGAAACCUAUUAGUCUAUUUUCAUCACCUAUUUUAGCAAAAAUUAAGGAUAACAAAAAGAUUCUAUUGAACAAAUAUUUUUUGUAAACACUAUAACAAAUUAUAACAGCUUAUUCCCCCAUAGUUGAUAGUAUAAACCCUUUCAUAUUAUUUAUUUUCCGAAGAUCAUUCCCUUCCCUACAAUCUCACCAACCACCUAAUCCAAACCCUCCUAAUUCUGUUAUCCCUACCAAAGCAAACCAAUUCUAAUCUCCCUCCUAAAAACACCAAACCCCUUUGUCUCAAGCUAGCACAUACGUGCAACCCAUAAUGGCUCCAACUCUCUCACCUCCUUAGACAGCUUGAGGUGACUUCCACCGUUUGCACCCAUCAACAUAGAAAAAGACAGGAUGGCCUUUAGGAACAACACACCAAUUCUUGGCCUCCUGUCUUUGCCUUUCCCUUUGCUUUUGUUUCUUGUUACCACCACCCCCCAGCAUGCUAUUAUCUCCGCCGUCAUUGCCGCCACCACCACCACCACCACUACCUCCACUGAUAACUCAGGUGUCCACUUUGACGUGAUUAAGAAGAUUGUACCAGACAUUCCUUCGUUCAGGGAAGCCCCAGAAUUUCGCAAUGGCGACACAUGCAACCAAGAUAGGAUCCACAUUUCCAUGACAUUGGACUCAAACUACCUGAGGGGCACCAUGGCAGCAGUCCUCUCCAUUUUGCAACAUUCUGCAUGCCCAGAAAACGUUGAGUUCCAUUUCCUAUGGUCAAGGUUUGAACCCCAAGUGUUUUUUAGCAUCAAAUCCACCUUCCCUUACCUCAAAUUCAAGAUAUAUCGCUUUGAAGCCAACAGGGUACGUGGAAAGAUAUCGAAAUCCAUUCGCCAAGCGUUGGAUCAACCUCUAAACUAUGCAAGAAUUUACCUAUCAGACAUACUCCCUGGCUAUGUUAAAAGGGUAAUCUACCUUGACUCAGAUAUUGUGGUUGUGGAUGACAUUGCCAAGCUUUGGGAGGUUGACUUGGAAGGCAAGGUACUCGCUGCGCCGGAGUAUUGCCAUGCGAAUUUCACAGAGUACUUCACAGACUUGUUCUGGAAUGAUCCUGUUCUAUCAAAGACAUUUGAAGGAAGGAAGCCUUGCUACUUCAACACCGGGGUUAUGGUGAUGGAUGUUGAUCAAUGGAGGGAAGGAAAGUACACACAAAAGGUGGAGGAGUGGAUGGCGGUUCAAAAGCAAAAGAGGAUAUACCAUUUAGGAUCAUUGCCACCAUUUCUUCUUGUUUUGGCUGGAGAAUUGAAGAGUGUAGAUCAUAGGUGGAACCAACAUGGGUUAGGAGGGGACAACCUUGAAGGUAAAUGUAGGAGCCUCCAUCCUGGCCCUAUUAGUUUGCUUCAUUGGAGUGGGAAAGGUAAGCCUUGGUUGAGAUUGGAUUCAAGAAAGCCUUGUACUGUGGAUCAUUUGUGGGCACCCUAUGAUCUCUAUCGUCCAAAUAUUCAUCACUUUGAAGAAUGAAUCAUGAAAAUGCAUUCAGGUCAUGAAGGGGAUAGAGAUGGAUAUGAAUUCAUCACUUAUGCCAAGUAAUUUGUAUUUCCAUUAUAUUAAUUUGUCACUAUAUUACUGUACACCAAAAAUCAGCCACCAAAUAAUCAUUCUUAUAGAAUUUCUGUUAGAAUUCGAAGUCCAAGGUCAUUGAAAUUAUGUAAAACAACGCUAUAUAUUCAAAUAUAUGAUGGUUGAUUUUUGGUGUGCAGAUAAUUGUUUUUAUUAACCUGGCAUAAGUGAAAGUAAAUAAGGUUUUUAAGCGGUUUGGUGUGGAAACUAAAAGGGGAGAAGGAAGAUCAAGGCUUUGUCAUUCAAAGGAAUACAAAAGGCAAUAGAGUAUUUUGAGAAGUGUUGGUUCUGUUUUGGUUUUUUUUUUUUUUAAUGUUUUAUUUU